AUGAGCUUGGAACUAGACACCAUCAAGAAACUAAACAAUCUAAACGUAAUUCUAGCCUCUGCAUCACCACGAAGGAAGGAAAUCCUCACAAAAUUGGGACUGAAAUUCCAAGUAAUCCCAUCCACAUUCCCAGAACUCUUGAAUCAAACGUCCCGAACUCCAUCUGAAUAUGUACGCGAUACUGCUGAAGCAAAGACUAGAGAGGUAUACGACACACAAACCACCGCAUCCAACCCUCCUCCACACCUCGUAAUCGGCGCAGACACUAUCGUUGUCUGUGGUACCGACAUUCUCGAAAAGCCGGCCUCGGUACAAGACGCAAUAUCUACAUUGAAGAGACUGCGAGGUGCUCCUCAUGAGGUACUAACUGCAGUCGUGUUAGCAUACCCAAGUAAAACAGAACCAUCACAACUGGUGAUUAAGAGCUUUGUCGAGUCUACGGGUGUUACGUUUGGGAAAGACAUUGAUGAUGACAUGAUUGAAUCGUAUGUUGCAACGGGUGAUCCUAUGGACAAGGCAGGAAGCUAUGGAUAUCAAUCUCUAGCUGGCAUACUAGUCGAAUCCAUAAACGGAUGCUACUAUAACAUGGUUGGGUUUCCAUUACAUAGGUUUUACAUGGAGCUCUCGCAGUUGAUCAAAAACAAGGAACUACCCAUAUAA
Synchytrium microbalum is the source of this 660-nucleotide messenger RNA. RefSeq lists its product as uncharacterized. The transcript has 4 exons. Bases 1 to 660 code for a protein of 219 amino acids. The record is from RefSeq and is a predicted model, not a curated record. Gene Ontology annotation, molecular function: nucleoside triphosphate diphosphatase activity. NCBI's taxonomy places the organism in Eukaryota, Fungi, Chytridiomycota, Chytridiomycetes, Synchytriales, Synchytriaceae.